Larimichthys crocea (large yellow croaker) is the source of this 1745-nucleotide messenger RNA. RefSeq names its product hippocalcin-like 1 (gene hpcal1). The record is from RefSeq and is a predicted model, not a curated record. NCBI's taxonomy places the organism in Eukaryota, Metazoa, Chordata, Actinopteri, Sciaenidae. Gene Ontology annotation, molecular function: calcium ion binding. The transcript has 4 exons. The coding region runs from base 438 to 1019 and encodes 193 amino acids.
CGAGCUCUUGUGCCACAUCUUCCACUAAAUGAUAAAGCAACGGGAAACUGGAGGCAAGCUUGAAAAAUACCACAAUAUCUAAUUAUUCCGGUCAGACUUUGUGUGUUUUACUUUCUCAGACAGUGUCAGACAGUUGUUAAACUCACUCGGGCAUCUUAAAUUUUUUUUUUAACAGAGUUGUAUCAAUAGGAGGAGGUGUUAGGUUAGACUGCUGUAAGUUAACGGUUUUAAGUUUAAGGCUGCUGAACCUGAAGUGGACUCUUCAACCUACAAAACAAAAAACAAAACCAAAACAAAACAGCCAUCCCUCCAGGAGCAGAGAAAGGCGAGCUGCCAGCGACAUUGGGACUGAAAGCACAGGUAGUGGACUGGAGAAGUGAAGAGGAGAAAGUAGAAACACACAGCCCAGCGAUCUGCCUGCCUAAGAGCGCCGUGUCAUGGGGAAACAAAACAGCAAACUGCGGCCCGAGGUGCUGAACGACCUGAGGGAAAACACAGAGUUCACCGACCACGAGCUGCAGGAGUGGUAUCGCGGCUUCCUCAAGGACUGUCCCACCGGCCACCUGACUGUGGAGGAGUUCAAGAAGAUCUACGCCAACUUCUUCCCCUACGGAGACGCCUCGAAGUUCGCCGAGCACGUCUUCCGCACGUUUGACACCAACGGCGAUGCCACCAUCGACUUCAGGGAGUUCAUCAUUGCCCUGAGCGUGACGUCUCGUGGCGGGCUGGAGCAGAAGCUGCGCUGGGCUUUCAGCAUGUACGACCUGGACGGCAACGGAUACAUCAGCCGGGCAGAGAUGCUGGAGAUAGUUCAGGCGAUUUACAAGAUGGUGUCAUCAGUGAUGAAGAUGCCUGAGGAUGAAUCAACACCAGAGAAAAGGACAGAUAAGAUUUUCAGACAGAUGGACAUCGACAAUGAUGGUAGACUGUCUUUGGAGGAGUUCAUUAAAGGUGCCAAGAGCGACCCAUCCAUUGUCAGACUGCUGCAGUCGGAUCAGGGAGCCUCUCGUCAGUUCUGAGGAGAGAGACAAUAACAGACACACGCUCUCUCGAAAAACACAAUCACAAACCCACACAUCCAUCCAGCUUCAUGCUGCUCCGCAGUCGUCACACCUCCCCUCGACAGACAAUCCUUUCAUUUUAACCACGCUCCAUGUCUUAAAUGUUUACAUUAAUGGAUACUUCUCUUUUGUCAAUGUGGCUCCAUUUCUGUGGACUAUGACGUGCUUUCAGUUGAGGUAUUCUGUGUUUAUGCUUUCCCAAAGCUCUCCUGCCUUGAAAUGGUUUUUAUCCGUACUCCACAAGUGAAGUGCCAUAUCAUAUAUUUAUACUGACUGGAUUAUGCGCUUGCAAGUAUUAUGACUCCCGUUAUGUUACACUAAGAGGAAACUAAUUACAUCACUUGGUAUAAUUUGAUUGGACUUAACUGUGUUGAAAAGUGGCUUGUCGUUGUUCAGGAUGUAGCUUAACAGGUUGCUGCUCUGGACGAGUUCUGUAUGCCUUUGGUUAUUGCAUGCGCUCAGUGAUAUGAGUUUUCUGAUGUUGUAACAGUUUAUGUGAAUAAUGAGGCCGUGAUUGUUUUUAUUCCUUUUUAUUUUUGUAACAAAAAUGUCAUUUUGUUUUCACACAAUUGAAAUAAAGUCGUGUAAGAAAAAUCUACACAAGAAGUCCCGCAGUAUUCCCCUUGUCCUGGACAGACAUGAUGCAAACCCACCGAGAUUCACACUUACUGAUUUAAAAAAAAA